Poecilia reticulata (guppy) is the source of this 4240-nucleotide messenger RNA. Its product is annotated as oncostatin-M-specific receptor subunit beta. The record is from RefSeq and is a predicted model, not a curated record. Gene Ontology annotation, cellular component: membrane. NCBI's taxonomy places the organism in Eukaryota, Metazoa, Chordata, Actinopteri, Cyprinodontiformes, Poeciliidae. Gene Ontology annotation, molecular function: protein binding; cytokine receptor activity.
GCUCUGUGCGCAGCGCUUGUGAAUGGCAGCGGGCGGUGGGCGUGAGAUUUUCCCCAGACACACCAUCGUGGUUUCAGUGCGUCGGGCACCAUGUCGGGUCGUGGGGUGCAGAGCGGCGAGGCAGAAACAAAAUACUGUUGGCUCGGAACCUACACGCAUGUUCUCGUCGUUGGGUUGAUGCUCGUUCUCUAUGCUCCAAUCUUCACACACGUCCAUGUUUCUGCAGAAAAGUGCAAGCCAAAGAACAUUUCAACCAAAUACCAACACUGUGGGAUUCACCCAGAUGGAGUCCAUAAUCUAGACUGUUUCCGUAAAUUCAAGAACGACAACAAAUGUACGUGGGAAUCUGGAAAACAUGGAUCAAAGAGCUACACGUUCAUCUUACAACAAGCAGACAGAUCUCAUUGUGUAGUUAACUACAACAUAACCAAACCCAGUCGAAAGCUGAUAAUAUAUGAUCUCAACUUUACGGUGGAGGUUAUUGAAAACAAUGCGGGGAUGGCAAAUUGCACAAAGGCAGUUUUCAGUGGUUCAAAAAAGACUCUGAAGCGGUCCUGUGGGCCUCCUAACGAAGUGUUGCCGACUCGCACACCUGGGGGGCUGCAGGUGAACGUGACCUGGCUCAGAGAGGACGGAAGUAACAAGAUCUCUGUGAGAUACAGAGCGCUGGGCAGCCACUCGUGGAACGAGACUGUAGAGUCUCAGCUUCCAAAUACAGCCAUGGUGGAGAAGCUAACGCCCUCAUUGGUCUACGUUGUCCAGAUACAGUGUGUGACUACUGCUGAAUGCACACAGUGUCCAUGGAGUAAAAAUUACUACGUCCCAUCAGAGCUUACAACUCGACCGAUCCUUGUCAGUGCCAAAUACACCGAUAUUACGCAGAAAACCGGCUGCCGGUUGAUUUCCAUAACCUGGAAGUUUCCUGUCAAAGAUGUGUACGACGGCUACCGAGUGACCGUUUGGAAAGAGUCCGGAGAGCCUCCGCAGGAGCAGCUGACCACCUCAGAGCCGGCGAUCAGACUGACCCUCUCCUACUCGGCGUACCGCCUCAACAUCAGCGCUUACAACAACGCGAGCGUUUCCCCAGCUGCCACCCACGUCAUACCACAGCACACAGACGCCAACAUUUUGGGAGACGGGAGGCUGAACGUGACAGUCCACAACAGCACGGCGUUUACGAUCCACUGGAGGCCCGAUCGGAUCAGGAAGUACGUCUGCUACGUGGUGGAGUGGAUGAAACAGGGACAUUCGGGGUGGUACCUGUCCUUCUUUGAGGACGCCAUUGCCAGAAAGACCGUGUCCUCUAUACAAGAACAUUUGGAGCCUUACACCAGAUACAGAGUCACUCUGCAUUUGCGACCAAACAAGAACACCUGCAACAUGAAGCACAUCAACAACAGUGAGAGCACCUACGGGACUACAGAGUUUUAUCACACUGAAGGAUCUCCUGUCGGCGCCCCAGCAAACGUCACCUUCCACAACGUGACGCUUAAUUCAGCAGUGCUCCAGUGGUCACAAAUCCCAGAGGAAGACUUGAGAGGGUUCCUGCUGGGUUACAUUAUCUACUACACUGAGCAUCACUACCAGGAGACGAGCACAGCGCACAAUAUAACGGUGGAUCCGGGUUCUACCAGCUUUCACAUGGAGGCCCUCAAAAGUGGAACAGCGUAUCAAGUCCAGAUAUCUGGUUUCACAUUGGCGGGCGAAGGAAUCCGAAGCAUUUCAAGUGUCUUUAAAACGGAUCCGAAAGUGAAUUUCAGCAUCAGGGGCGCAAUCGCAGCCUUCGUAGUGGUGGCCUGUUUGCUGGUAUUUGGGUCUCCGGUGAUAAAAAGGGUAAAAGCCAUUCUGUGGCCAAGGGUGCCCAACCCUGGACACAGCAACGCAGUGCAGAAAAUAGAGAGUCCCGGACAACUGAAACUCCUGGAGGCAUUAGUGACUCUAAAAGCGGUGGAGGAAUGGGACACGAAGAGUUUCCAGAUUCUAGAGAGGGAAGCCGUGAUCCCGUCUCAGACGUUGUCGAUGCUGCCGCACGUCAGGACCUGUGAGGAUGACAGUCUGGAAAUGGCUCACGCCUGGAGCGAGAGGGACGGAGACAGCACGGCAGACAAUGAUGACACAACGAACACUUUGCUGGACACACAGAGGACACACUUCCAAAGCUCACCUUUUACCUUUGCAGGCGGUUAUACGACGAUGGAAAUGUUCCAACAGCUCACCCCGCAGUGGACGAUGGAAGGUGGCUCAAACACACCGAGCAUCGAAGGCGAACCGGAGGACUUCACUGUGUUAAAGUCUAUGAGAUUAGACUACGUGAGACAAUUCAGCACCAGUCCACCGUCAGACAGUGAAUUUACACCAGCCCUGGUGUGAACUCCACUUCGGUUGCCUUGAAAGUGUGGUUCGUUUGGGAAGGUGGUCUCUGGUCCGCCUACAAACCUAGGUCUCCGUUCGGUUGAAGUCAACUCUGGUGCGGUUCGAAUCCGUAUGUGAACACCAUGUGGUCCUGAGACGGCUCCAAGAGCAGGAAGCGAACUAUAUCGCCGGGCAUAUACUACCUAAACAAAUAUGAGUCUAGCGCUAGCAGGAGUAAUGCUUUGUGGUCUUUUACCAAAGACAGAGAAGAAAACCUACAGCAGCUAAAUUUUGACGCAAGUCCAUUUUUGUUUACAUUUUAUGAAGAAGAAAGUUACGCUCAUGUCUUCUGUGGAGACUUUCCUGUCGUUUCCCUUCAGUGGGUCUUGGUGUAGCGCCACCACAGGCAAGGAGGGGAACAGGUUUUUCAAAGGGUUUGGUUCGUUUGAGCCGAAAAUGUAAAUGUUGCAAUUUUGGUCUACCAGACUACCAUUUGUGAAAACACCCUGGAUGGAGCUGUAAUGUUUUACACCUAUUGCAGGACAACAGUUAUUUUUAAGUUUUAUUCAGUACAAAUGGCAUGUCAAGCAUAUAUUUAUGUGUACAACUCAACCAUGGAGCAAAUGACAAAACUGCCAAAGUUGUUUGCAAAGGAAGUGUACCUUACCUGUACGUCACUGAUUAAUCAGUAACUAUAUGGGGAUUUUUGGUCAUCGUUGACAUUUAUUAAAAUGUUUUGUGUGAGAAAUGCACACACAGACACACAUUCUUGUACUUUAUCAAUCUGAGUACUUCCAUUCAUUUUAUACGUAUGAAAAAUAUUGGAUACUAGGCCCAAAUGCUGUAAACUUCAACAAGAUCUAAGUAGUACAGUAGCUAGUAGCUAGUUUACAAUUAGUGACAUGUAGAACAGAAACAACCAAGCAAAACAUCUGAGUGGAAAGUCUCUUUAUUCAGAGCUUUUGCAAUCAAAUAAAACAUCUUAGGUUCAAACCAAAGAGUAAUAUGUACAUACAUCUGAAUAUUUCAUAAACUAUUUUACUGAACCGUUACAUCAACUCCAAUUUCCCAGCACAAAAAAAUCAUCUCAAAUGCAGAGAAGAUGAGGACAUAAAAAAAAGUAAUAAAGUACAUGUUCACAUAUUGGCAGAUGAGCUGAAAUGAUUUCAUUCUGACAUUUGAAGCUCAUUAUUUCUGACUGAUGUGUUAAGAAAAAAAAGACGUAAACUUUUCAAAAUAGGAACUGGAUCUGUUGCCGUUUUGCCACCAUGUUUCAAUGAGCAUACUCAUAACUACUGCAACACAUUAAAUCACAGAAUAAAAGGAUAAAAACAUCCCAUGAACAGUUAGUCUAUUCCGACAGCCCACAAUACUUUAAUACAAGAUCUUAUUAGUUUUAUUCAUAAAACAUCCAAAUGAGUCUCAAUAUUUUAUUUGCUUACUGUACAAUCGUGGUCUAGGCACUUUAUGACCCUUCUGUGCUUCCAUAGUUAGUUGACCUGCGAGAUUUCAGUUUAUUUUCCCCAUUUCCAAAAUAAAUUUUAAAAAAUCAGCCCGUAAACUUUCUUCAGUCAUCUUGUUAACUGAAAAUAUUUCAUCCCACAGCGCAACGAUAGAAAAAAAAUCAAACAUGGUACACCGAAAUGUUGCUGUGGCAACAUAGAAAUUGACGCAAUGAUAGUUAUGUGAAUGAGUCCUACAUCUAGACAAAAGUUGGCCAAACACCUGCAACAACAUACUGUCUCAUAAUUAUAGCUUUGAGUUAUUAUUCAGCAAUAAUAUCCUGAAGGACAACAGAGUUCCCGGAUGGUGCAGAAAUGAGGCGCAAAAAGAUGGACAAAAGGACACUUCACAAACCUCAGACAGAAAACCUCUCAACAAAAAAAAA